Messenger RNA from Ilyonectria robusta, 935 nucleotides. Its product is annotated as GPR1/FUN34/yaaH family-domain-containing protein. The transcript has 5 exons. NCBI's taxonomy places the organism in Eukaryota, Fungi, Ascomycota, Sordariomycetes, Hypocreales, Nectriaceae. The coding region runs from base 25 to 738 and encodes 237 amino acids. Gene Ontology annotation, molecular function: acetate transmembrane transporter activity. The record is from RefSeq and is a predicted model, not a curated record. Gene Ontology annotation, cellular component: plasma membrane.
CAGCAUUCUAAGGCAAUCGCAAACAUGAGUUCCAAGCACAACGACGAAUACAUUUCGACUCCGGUCUCAACCCCGGUCUCGACUCCGACUCUGACCAGCUCUGGCCUACGCCACCAGAUUGGUAACCCUUCGCCUUUAGCUAUGGGAGGAUUCGCCACUACCCUGCUGACCUUGUCAUUGGCAAUGAUGGGGUUCCGAGGGGUGGAAACACAGACAGUCUUUAUUGCCAACUUAUGUUUCGCCGCCGGCAUUGGCAUGUUGAUCUCUGCUCAAUGGGAGAUGGUCCGGGGUAACACGUUUGGCUAUACAUCCUUGAGCGCCUUUGCGUUGUUUUACGGCGGAUACGGUGUGAUCCUAGCCCCGUCACUAGGUGUCAUGGACUCGUAUGGCGGGGCAACCGCUGAAUAUCACAACGCACUCGGAUUUUUCGUGCUUAUCUGGGCGGUUUUGGACAUUUUCUUCAUGAUUGCAUCGUUGCCAAUCAAUUUGGUCUCCUUCCUCAUCUUCACCACUAUUGAGCUCUGUUUCAGCCUCGAUGCUGCAUCCAACUUUGCCCUUGCAGAUGGAAAGGUGGAGACUGCCAAGGCUUUAAUGAAAGCCGCGGGCGCUUUUGGAUUUAUUUCCGGCUUGUUGGGCUAUUAUAGCUGUGCCGCAUCCAUGUGCCAGGAUGCCCUCCCAUUCUCCCUCCCAGUGGGAGACACGUCCCAUAUUUUCCGCCUGCAUCGAAAGAACUUGUAAGGGAUGUACCCUUUCACUGAUAUUGUAUCAUUCAAUUCUGGGAUAGCAAACGGGAACUGGACUUGAAUCUCUAAGCUCUGGUAUGAAAUAUGCGACGUUAAGAUGGUUAACCACGCACAGAGGUGUUCAAAAUUGUCUAUUCUAUCAAGAACAAAAGUUUAUUGUUGUCUGUCUAUCAGGCUUUCUCCGACUGCCUU